ACCAAGAGGUUAUGGUUUCCCAGGAUAGCCUGACUGAACAGAAAGUGCUCAAGAACAGCUCUUUGAAAUUCCAUCCUGUCCUGAUUCUUUUCUAUGUGAACUUGCAUUCAUUUCAUAGGGACAGGUGCAGAAAAGGCUUUAGUCUUUCCUAUUUCUUCUUGACAUACUAAAAUGAGUGAUAUGUUUUUGUGUCUUUGGGAACUGAGGGAAUCGCAACUUCCCUAUACACUUUAUAUUUUUAUCCCACAAAUUUCUGGUCAUCUGUGUUACCAAUUUUCCCGCCCACCUUCAUUCUCCCCCUUACCACUUCUAUCUCUGCUCCUUUCCUAAUGGGCCCCACUUCUCCAAUUGAGCCAGCCUUCUUUGUAUCUUGACCCCGGCAGGAAAUCUCUUUCUUAAGCCUGCUGGGAUCUCCCAUCUUGAGCAGGUGGAAGAGGCAUUGAACCUGAAACUGCAAGGAGAGGGUCCAAGGCUAAUUUGUUCUGAGAGUGUGCUGAAGAGUGAGAAAGAAGAUUUUAUUCUGAAGGAGGAAAUUUUUGAGAAAGCACAGGACCUCAUGGUGUUAUCAAGUGGACCACAGUGGUGUGGCUCCUGGGAAUUCUGGUGUGGAAAAACCUGUAAAGAGGAGAAAAGCAGGUUAGGGAGAUGGCCUGGCUACCUCAGUGGGGGAUGUGUGGAGAACACUACAAAUGAUAUUAUAGAAGUGACUGUCAAGGAUGAGAUGAUCUCAGUAGAAGAGAGUUCAGAGAAUACUGAUGCCAAUACCCACCUUGGUGUACAUCAGAAAAUUCUAAGUGAGCAGGUAUUCUAUAUAUGUGAAGAAUGUGGCAAGUGUUUUGAUCAAAAUGAAGACUUUGAUCAACAUCAGAGAACUCAUAAUGGAGAAAAGGUCUAUGGAUGUAAGGAAUGUGGGAAGGCUUUCAGUUUUAGAUCACAUUGCAUUGCACAUCAGAGAAUUCACAGUGGGGUAAAACCCUAUGAAUGUCAAGAAUGUGCUAAAGCCUUCGUUUGGAAGUCAAACCUGAUUCGGCACCAGAGAAUACAUACUGGCGAGAAACCCUUUGAAUGUAAAGAAUGUGGGAAGGGCUUUAGUCAGAACACAAGCCUUACACAACAUCAGCGUAUCCACACUGGGGAGAAACCGUACACAUGUAAAGAAUGUGGAAAAAGCUUCACUCGAAACCCAGCCCUUCUUCGACAUCAGAGAAUCCACACUGGGGAGAAGCCUUAUGAAUGUAAGGACUGUGGGAAAGGCUUCAUGUGGAACUCAGAUCUUGCUCAGCACCAGAGGGUCCACACUGGGGAGAAGCCUCAUGAAUGUAUUGACUGUGGGAAAAGCUUCAUUUGCAAGGCACACCUUAUCCGACAUCAGAGAAUCCAUACUGGGGAAAGACCUUAUAAAUGUAAUGACUGUGGGAAGGCCUUCAGUCAGAAUUCUGUCUUGAUUAAGCACCAGAGGUGCCAUGCUAGAGAGAAACCCUAUAACUAUCAGACCUCUCACCUUCUUGAACAUUAGGGAAUGUGUAAUGGUGAUACUUGUUUAUAAUUCUUAUGUUACAGGAACCCCAGAGACAAAAUGAAAUGACCUUCCACAAUUUGUUACAAACAGAAUUAUCUUGUUGCUUCUGAACAGAUACCAUUACUCUAGCAAAACUGGUCUGCCUGUUCCACCAUGUUCAUGCUAGGCCCAAUUUAUUUGAGCACCUACUGUGUAUCAGGUUCUGUGCUAACCACUUUACAUACAUUCUUUAAUUUUCAUAACAGUCCUAUUAAUGUAGGUAGUCUUCUCCCCAGUUUACAAAUGAGAACUCUGAAAGAGAUUAUAAAAUUCAUUCAAGGUCACUCAGCUAGUAAGUUUUAGAGUUGAGAUUGGAGCUGGGCCUACCUGACUCCAAACUCUACUGUUCUUUAUUUAAUUGUAUGUAUUUGUGCCUCUACCCAUUUUUAUCUGCUCAUGUUUUACUGGGCUUUUAGUUUACCUUCAUUAUGUAAGACCCAGCUUCUUCAACUAAGCAGACCUCUCUUCCUCUUCUACUUGUAAUCAGUACCAUCUAAGUUAGUAUUUAUUUGCUGUCUUAUAUUUUUCUAAUAAUAGUUCUUAGUCUUGACUCCACCCGAAUGGCUCUUUGAGGGCCAACAUUGCAUUUCUUUUAUGUUUUUAAAGUUUUGAAACUUAUUUAUUUAUUUAUUGCUAGAUAUAACAUGUUUAUGAUAAAAAAAAAUCGAAAUAGUAAUAGUAUUCAAAAGAGUAUUAAGUGAAAAGUAAAUUUCCUUGUCACUCCAGUUAUCUUCCCCAGAGGCAAUCACUGUUUCUUGUUGUAUGUCUUUCUGGAGAUAUUUUUUCUCUAUAUACAAAUAUUUAUUAAUACCACUUUUCAUAAGUCUACCUCACUGAAAACCUUACUUGAUGUAGGUGACAUUGCAGUUACAUUGCCAACUC
Messenger RNA from Galeopterus variegatus (Sunda flying lemur), 2440 nucleotides. RefSeq names its product zinc finger protein 662 (gene ZNF662). The transcript has 2 exons. The coding region runs from base 557 to 1516 and encodes 319 amino acids. Gene Ontology annotation, biological process: regulation of transcription by RNA polymerase II. Gene Ontology annotation, molecular function: DNA-binding transcription factor activity; RNA polymerase II cis-regulatory region sequence-specific DNA binding. NCBI's taxonomy places the organism in Eukaryota, Metazoa, Chordata, Mammalia, Dermoptera, Cynocephalidae. The record is from RefSeq and is a predicted model, not a curated record.